Molecule: messenger RNA, 4594 nt
Organism: Lycium ferocissimum
Lineage: Eukaryota; Viridiplantae; Streptophyta; Magnoliopsida; Solanales; Solanaceae
Exons: 7
Coding region: 1235-4309 (1024 amino acids)
Source: RefSeq, a predicted model, not a curated record
UUGCUUUGAAUUGCUUGUGCUUAUCUGACCUUUUCUCGUCGUGUUUUCUCUUGAGCCGUCUUUCGGAAACAACCUCCUUAUCUUCCGAGAUAGGGGUAAGGUUUGCGUACACUUUACCCUCCCCAGACCCCACAUUGUGGGAUUUCACUGGGUAUGUUGUUGUUGUUGUUGGUUGAUUAAAAUACAUUGCUCCUUGAAUGACAGGCUAGGAAUUUCAAAUGGAUUGACAAUUGGGAUGUUAAAAGUAUUUUACAGAUUAUUGAUUGAACUGCAAAAAUUUAACGUAUGCUUAGCCACAUAGAUUAAAUUUUCGCUUGUAUUUAACUAUAUCAUGAAAGUACUGUUUACUGCCUGUCUUCCCCUUCUUCAAUGGGUUGUUGUUUCAUUAAGCAUGAACAAUUUUUUUUUUUUUUGCUUUUUUGUACAAAAUGAUUAUUUAGUGAUAUUUUUUGAGAUUAUUUAUUGCUUGUGGUUGGAUGCGCUUUUGAUUAUCCUGAUGUUGUGAUGAUGAUGAAGAUAAAAGUCUCCUAGAUUUCAACAUGAUCGUAUGUGUAUACGUUUGUGUGUUUUCUUAUUUUUGUUGUUGAUUUUGCAGGAAAAAUGAACAAAAUUAGAUUUUGGUUGAGGGUUGUCAAACAGAUUGCUCCUUGAAUUCAUAGUUUGGUCUGUUUAUUUGCUAUCUCUGUUGUUGAUUUUACAGGAAGAUUUAACAAAAUUAUAUUCUGGUUGAGGUUGAUCGAACACAUUGCUCCUUGAAUGUUUAGGCUACGAAUUUCAUAAUGGAUUGGCAAUUGAGCUGUUAGAUUAUUCUACAGAUUAUUAAUUUAACUGCAAAUUUGCUGAGUCCGUGAAUUAGGUUAAGGUAAAGAGGAAUUACGGAUAUUUUCAAAUCUCAAUAUUUAGCUUACCCACUCCCCUAAAAAGUUUACAAACAGAUUGAACCAGUGUAUGUUAGUUGAAGGAGCAAUAACUGACUCAAUCUCAUUUAUUUUUGAUAGUUGGAGUAGGUUAUACCGUUAUAUGAGUCUUAUACAUUAAACAUACAAUCUGCUUUAGGGCAUUUGAUCAGAUUUUUUUUUUACAUGCUUUUGUGAUCAGAGAGCAAAAUGGAGUGCAAUGAUCAGUGAAGAUUCAUAUAGCCUACCCCAACUUGCUUGGCAUUGAUGGAUAGUAGUUGUUGUUGUUGUAUUUUGUGAUCAGAGGACAAGCUAAUAACGGACAGAAUCAGAGCAGAAUGGAAGCUGAGAAUGCAUAUACACUUCCCAUCUAUGAUACUUUUAACAUUGAGAGUUCUACGACUGGAAUGGAGAACCUUGAUUUUUCUGCAAAGAUUUUGGAUAUCCCUGAUUGUGUUGAAAAUGAGAAUUCUCAUUUGGCAAAUGAAUGUGAGGAAGCGGUUGUCCUUGACAGUGACGAUGAAAGAAUGCACGGUACUGAAGUGGAAAGUAUAUCAAAGUUGAGAUCUUCUGAUGAUACAAGGUAUAAACAGCGGCUGGAUAAGUGGAAAUUCUCACCGGCUUCUCGACCAACCUAUGUGGGAUGUCUACGGAGGUCAAAGAAUCUUUUUAAAUAUAUGGAUUCAGCCAAAAGCACCACCAAUUUUGAGAAUACUAAUCAACAGAAGCAGUUUUCUGAGGUUAGUGGCAGGAUAUCUUCACAAGUUGUUAAAAUAAAUGCUAGUACAAAACCAAGAGUUGAAGAGCAUUGUUGUCAGGCUGUUGAAAUAACCAAGAAUGAAAUUUUCGAGGGAAAUGUGGAAACGGAAGCCUUAACUGGUUAUGGUGUGGAUGGAGAUAAAGAUUUUCCACUUCAUUCUUGUAACACUGAAUCUCAAAUACCUGAAGAGUUAUCCGAAGCUAGCGCUCUGGACUUCGUUGACCACUAUCUAUCAGUUUACAAUGAAGAUGCACUCAAUGAAGUCAAAGCUGGAGGGGCAAAUAAGAUUGUAUCGCCUCCAAUUUUCAGCCGUAGGGGACCUCAAAGAUUGGCAAGAAGAAUGAAUGUUCAAAAUACAGUAAAAAACUCCGGAGUUUUUGACUGGCCUGAGAGGCAGACUGAUAGUGCAAAUGGUUCUUUUUCAAGACACAGAAAGAUAUUGACCUAUCACAGAAAGAACUACGCACUGAAGAAACAAAAAGUAUCAGGUGUCCAAUCUAGUAAGGAGCCAAUGGAAAGUAUGAUAAGCAAAUUGGAUAAGCAGUUUGAUAUGGGGGCAUUUGAGCAACAUGUUGAAAAUGACGGAAAUCGAUCAGAUGUAUUAGAUACAUAUGAUGUUGGCUUUGAUACUCAAAUGGCUGCUGAAGCUAUGGAAACUCUGCUAUAUGCCCCUCCUUUGAAAAGUGAUGCUGUUUGUGCCCCUCGCUUUCCAGAAACAAGCCUAGCUAAAGGAGGGGAAUAUCCUGAGAGAGGUUUCUCAGGAGAGUUUAACAUCGAUGAUAGUUCAUCAGAACCUAUUGAAUGUAGCUCAGCUGAAAUAGAGCAAUUAAGAGGCAAAACAAGAGGUUUUUGUUCUGUUGUUCAAAGUUCGGCAAGCAGAAUGAAUGUCCAAAAUGCAGUAAAAAACUCCGAAGUUUUUGACUGGCCUGAGAGGCAAAGUGAUAGUACAAAUGGUUGUUUUUCAAGACACAGAAAGAUAUUGACCUAUCACAGAAAGAAUUGCAGACUGAGGAAACAAAAAAUAUCAAGUGUCCAAUCCAGCAAGGGGCCAAUGGGAAGUAUGACAGAUUUAAAUAAGGUGGAACCAAACUUCCUAAGGAAAUCAGAUCAGCAGUUUGAUAUGGGGGCAUUUGAGAAACAGGUUGAAAAUGACGGAAAUCAAUCAGAUGUAUUAGAUACAUAUGAUGUUGGCCUUGAUACUCAACUGGCUGCUGAAGCUAUGGAAACCCUGCUACAUGCCCCUCCUUUGGAAAGUGAUGCAGUUUGUGCUCCUCACAUUCCGGAAACCAGCCUAGUUAAAGAAGGGGAAUAUCCUGAGAUAGCUUUCUCAAGAGAGUUUAACAUUGAUGAUAGUUCAUCAGAACCUACUGAAUGUAGCUCAGCUGAAAUAGAGCUGUUACGAGGAAAAACCAGAGGUUUUUCUUCCGUUGUUCAUAGAACUAGGCAUCAAGUGUCUCUAAAUUUCAGGAGCUUGGAGUCUGAAUUUCCAAAGAAAAGAAGGAAGCCACAUGAGGUAGGAGAGUUAAAUGACAAUUUGUUCAAAGUGGCUGCUGUAAGAGGAAAAGUUUCCAAAUCAGGUACCAACACCUCAAGGAACGCUAGAAAUGUUAGCCUGAAGAAACAAGGAGAAAUUCGUCAAAGUGUAGCAGCAACAUUGAGUCAAGUGAAACUGGAAAACUGGGCCUCUAAAGGGAAAAGGACACGUAUAUCUUAUUCCUCAAUUUGUAAAUAUCCCGUCACAAGUCAAAAGAUGAUGCCCAUGGACUUCAAAAGAGUUGAAUCUGCUGAGUCUGCCAAAUUAAAUGAAAUGACCUCUACAUCCACUAAUAUUUUGACAAAGGACAUGAUAUCUGACAUAGUGUCAAGUGGAAACUCAGAUCCAUCAUACAGUCUUAAUGAUCACAAGAAAGGCAAGCAACACAUGAAAAGUCUCUCUAGAUCAACUCUUUCUCAAGAGCUUAUUAGAUUGGGCUAUGCAGAGAAAUUACCUGAUUUUCUGCCCAGAGGUUUACGACGAAGAAAAGGUGAAGGUGACAUUCGUGUCUUAUUUAGCCAGAGCCUGGAUAGCAAAUUAAUCAAGCAGCAGAAAAAGAUUUUAGCAAGACUGGGAUUUAUCUCCGCGUCGAAUUGUUCUAAAGCCACACACUUUGUCACUGACAGCUUUGUUAGAACUAGGAAUAUGCUAGAGGCCAUUGCCUGUGGAAAACCAAUUGUAACACAUUUAUGGCUUGACAGCUGUGGGAGAGCAAGCUGUUUUGUUGAUGAGAAAAAAUAUAUCUUAAGAGAUGCCAAAAAGGAAAAGGAACUUGGUUUUACGAUGCCUGCUUCACUUUCUCGUGCUAGAAAGCAUCCCCUUCUAGAGGGUCAAAGAGUCAUUAUCACUCCAGGUGUAAAACCUGAUAGAGAUACCCUUCUAAGUUUGGUCAAGGCAGUGCAUGGUGAGGUGGUGGAUGAAUCUAAUAGUAAAAUCACUUAUGAUGACCUAUUAGUUCUUUCCGGCGAAGAAGAUCACAAAAUAUGCCUUCCAUAUCUGGAAAAAGGAUUUCCGGUUUAUAAUUCAGAGCUCUUGCUUAAUGGGAUUGUUAUCCAGAAACUGGAGUACAAUAGGCAUCAACUGUUCUCAAAAUUUCAUGACAAAAGCUGUAAAGAAUGAACGACAGUCCUAUAUUGACAAGGACGAGCUUUUUUCACAACGGAAGCUUCGCACCCAACUACUUGUAUAUUGGUUGAAAAAUGCUACUAGUCCAAGAACAGAUGAUAAUAUCCUUAGCUGGGAAGAUGUAUUUCUGGUUAUAUUGGUACAGCAACUAAGUUCUCAUAGUUUGUCCAGAAAAAAGUUGUCAUGUUAUCUAUUCCCUUGUAAAUUUACUUGGUUUGCUAAUGGAUAUUAUAACCCUUGAACAAAUGUAAAUGCACAAUGUUCUUUUUGUUUUUGUUA